Molecule: messenger RNA, 1473 nt
Organism: Dermatophagoides farinae (American house dust mite)
Lineage: Eukaryota; Metazoa; Arthropoda; Arachnida; Sarcoptiformes; Pyroglyphidae
Product: phosphatidylserine decarboxylase proenzyme, mitochondrial
Biological process (GO): phosphatidylethanolamine biosynthetic process
Cellular component (GO): mitochondrion
Molecular function (GO): phosphatidylserine decarboxylase activity
Source: RefSeq, a predicted model, not a curated record
ACGACAGCGGCAACAACGAAAAUGAUGAUGAAACAAAGUAAAUCAUCAAUAACAACAAAAAAACGUAAAGCAAAAAAUGCGCUAAAAUUUUCAGCAGUUUCAUUUAUGAUUAUAUUCUAUACAUAUCGAUGGUCUAAACAACGAUUUGAUAAUAAUAACUCCCAAAAAUCUGGCGAUAAUAAUCAUCAACAGGUGUCAUGUAAUUAUAGUGAAAAUUUCAUAAAUAUCUGGCAAUCAUUUAUUACAAGACAAUCAUCUGAUCCAAUCAUUAUUGAAUUGACAAGUUAUCGUAUUUGUUGUGCAUUAUUGAUAGCAACGGUAAUUUUAUUAUUAAUUUUGGAAAAAUUAUUUCGUAUUCAUAUCAUUAUCAGAACCGAUGACAACGACGACAAUGAUCAUCGUGGAAAGCUAUUCAUAAAUCCUGGUCGUUUAGCUGCAUCAUUAUCUACACAAAGGAUUGAUCAUUCGAAAACAGUAACAAUUUCAAUCAUAUGGUUAUUAUUACCAUGGCGUUCCAUAUCACGAUUAUGGGGCUAUUUUAAUCAAAUUCCGUUACCGGUAUUCAUACGACGUCCACUUUAUAUUUGGUAUUCACGAAUAUUUGGCUGUAAUCUUGAUGAAAUGGCCAAUAAAAAUCUGUACGAAUAUCGAAAUCUUAGUGAAUUUUUUCGUCGCCAAUUAAUGCCAAGUUUGAGACCUAUUGAUCGCCGAGCUUCGAUUGUAAGUCCAGCUGAUGGUACCGUUGUACAAUUUGAAAUGGUACCAAUUGAUGGCGGUUUUAUUGGAAACGUAAAAGGAAUACAUUAUUCAAUUGAAAAUUUUCUUGGACCCAAUAAUUUAAAUUACUCUGGUUUCAAUCGAAAUUGGUCAUUACGGCCAGAAAAAAUUCAAACAAAUAAACGUCUUUAUGCUUGUGUCGUAUAUUUAGCACCCGGUGAUUAUCAUCGUUUUCAUUCACCCACCGAUUGGAUUAUAAAUCGACGACGACAUUUCAGUGGCCACCUGUUGAGUGUUCGACCGUCAUUUGUCCAACGUAUAUCAAAUCUGUUUGCUAUUAAUGAACGUGUCGUAUAUUUUGGCCAUUGGAAAUUCGGUUUUUUUGCUAUGGCUGCUGUUGGUGCUACGAAUGUUGGUUCGAUCAAUGUUUUUGUGGAUCCGGAAUUACAAACAAAUCGUUUUCAAAUGGAAACAACGCUAUAUUGUAAAGAAAAAUUGUUUAAAAAAUCCAUUCCACAACGAAAAGGUGAACUUUUUGGUGAAUUUAAUCUCGGAUCAACCAUGGUUGUCAUAUUUGAAGCACCUGCCACCUGUUUUAAUGAUAUAAAUCAACAUGAAAUAAUUUCGUUGAUUCAACAAAAAAUUCAUUAUGGCCAGCCAUUAUUACAUAUCAAUUGAUGGUUUUUAUUAGGUUUUUUUUUGUUUUAGUGAAACAAAUAUAUAAUAUAAUUUAAUUAAUUUCAAUUCCAAUGUAAA